Monosiga brevicollis MX1 is the source of this 2001-nucleotide messenger RNA. RefSeq lists its product as uncharacterized. NCBI's taxonomy places the organism in Eukaryota, Choanoflagellata, Craspedida, Salpingoecidae. Bases 1 to 2001 code for a protein of 666 amino acids. The record is from RefSeq and is a predicted model, not a curated record. The transcript is spliced from 2 exons.
AUGUACCAUCCCCGCAGCUGUCAGCAGCGGGUCAGCUACGGCACGUCGGUCCACAAGAUCUGGAGCAGGCACACGCCCGCCUUCAACUGCAUCGAAUGCUCUACACUCAACAUCUGCAGCGACUUCACCAGCAGCUUCAGCAUCGAUCACAACUAUCAACGCAGCCAUUGUCGCAAGCACACAACCUACAGCCACCACCUCCGCAGCAGCAGCAUGGUGGGACUCAGCAGCAGCCUCCACCAAUCGGCACGCAGCAGCAACCACGCCUGCCCCCACAGGCGUUGCUCAAUAUUUUCCUGGAACAGCACCCACACCAACACCAACACCAACACCAGCACCAACACCAGCACCAGCACCUGCAUCCGCACCCGCACCCGCACCCGCAUCCGCACCAGCACCAGCACCAGCACCAGCACCAGCACCAGCACCAGCACCAGCACCAGCACCAGCACCAGCACCAGCACCAGCACCAGCACCAGCACCAGCACCAGCACCAGCACCAGCACCAGCACCAGCACCAGCACCAGCACCAGCACCAGCACCAGAGCCAGAGCCAGAGCCAGAGCCAGAGCCAGAGCCAGAUUUGCUACCUCUGCCUUGCAAGAAAUAUCGGCUAGCUCUACCAUGCAGAAUGGCAGUGUGUUUCCAUCCGCCGCGUUUGACUCAUCCUUCCUCUCAGACCGAGGUGGUUUACCGGCUUCACUUGUAGUCAAUAGCCCCGGCGUGGUGGGCAACGUAUCGAUCAGCGUGGGCGGGGCCCAAUCCACGGCAAGUCCCGCAGCUCUGUCGGGUGUCUAUGAUACCAGCUUGCACUCGCUUCCCGACUUUGUCCCACUUCAACUGCAAAACCAAAUGGCCCCUUUACUGCACCGACAAACACCCAUCACCAGCUGGAGUCAAGCUUCAGAGGCCACGGCCUUGCAUGCCUUGGUGAACGUGGGCCACAGUGGGCAAGCUCGGCCACCCGUUCUGUCCUCAGAGCAGAUGACCACCGCAUCAGAUCGACUGCGUAGUUUGAGCACGCUUCCCGAGCUGCCCGUCAUGGACAGUGAAUUCCCUCUUCUCGCUCAGCUAUGUGCACCCUUGCCGGCCAGUCCAUCUUUCACCACUCUAGGAGCCUUGGCGGCGGAUUGCAAGCCGACCAAACGCCGAACGUCUUCUGGCGCAACCGCUGUAGCUUACGAACCAAAGGCGGCCAAGGUAACCAAAUCUUCCAAGACGGUCAAGGCCAAGGGCAAGAUGUCCCAGCGAAUGAAGACGUUGCAGCAGGCAAGCCCUCCUCCAUCGGCCCACACAGGCACCAUGCAGGUGUCUGCUAGUGUGCCCGAUGUUCCUGUCAGUGAUAGGACCCCCCAAUACGAUAAGACACACGGCCGCACAAGUCUAGGAACGGUGCCGCCAGCCAAGCCCAAUAUCAGCCCAAUGAGGCCUGACUUGGCGACCCCUGUGCCAAUUCCCCAGACAGAUUCAAGACCUGGCUCGAGCGCCGCUCCCGUCGAUUUUCGGCUGAGCACCAUGUUAUCUCGCCCGUUGAUGCUGACCAAAAAGAGCACGAGUAGCUCAUUGUCGGUGCCAGUGCCAGUGCUCACGCCAGCAUCGACGCAAGCUUCAAGAAGUCGCAAGACGAAGCAGCUGCGUGCUGGCAACACGAGCGGAGCAGCGGGUGUGAGAAGAACCCGAACGGCCCGAACGGCCCGAACGGCCAAAGCUACCUCCCGGGUACCGCGCACACCCCAUGCGUUAACCUUGGAGACUGUCGCAACUGCAUCGACUCGCCAAGAGCUGCAUUGCGACUGUCGUAGCCUGGCCUUUUCCAGCGCAGCGGACUUGUUACAGCAUGAUGUGCGCGAGCACGGGCGCGUGCGCCUAACGCUCCCGGCUGCCAAAACGAAAUCGACCCUGGCAUCGGCCUGGACAUGUUGGUUGUGCGAACGGCCCUUUGACACUCGCCAAGCCCUGGCCAAUCAUCUUUUCGCGCAUUUUGAUGCCGUUUGCCAAUAG